Molecule: messenger RNA, 1188 nt
Organism: Schistosoma rodhaini
Lineage: Eukaryota; Metazoa; Platyhelminthes; Trematoda; Strigeidida; Schistosomatidae
Source: the annotation of a GenBank genome assembly
CGGAAAUCAAUUUUAAGUUUUUUCCUUUAGUAAUAAGUAGCCUAGCUGGCUUUGAUUUUCUCUGAGAAAAAUACUCUUUUCAACAUUCUUGUAGGUUUAUAUAAUGAGAAAUAAAAGUGGAGUAGAAUAUUAUGAAGAAACAACAAAAUGGAAGCCAAUCAGUAAUCAAUUAACAAUCAAUUAUAGAUCCCAUCUCUCACUCCACUACCCCACACCAACCCACUCAGUGGUUAACUUCAUAAAUAAAUGAUUAUAUAAUUAGUCUAUUUUAUUCAAAUAAGAAAGUUAAUUAUUACAAUAGAAUGUAUACAUCGACUCCAUAUACUAAUCAUCCAAUAAAACAUUCAAUGAUACCUGAUGAAAUGGAUAUCUCCAAUACUAUUCAAUUUAAUUCUAACUUUAAUGGAACUCAAACAAGUUGGAAAAAGCGUAAUAAACCUUUAGUAGAGAAACGUAGACGUCAACGAAUUAAUCAUGCUUUAGAAGAAUUAAGAAGAUUGAUUAUAGAACCAAGAAUUAAACAUUCUAAUAAAUUAGAGAAAGCUGAUAUUUUGGAUAUGACAGUGAAAUUCAUAAAAGAUUUAACAAAUAAUUUUCAAUCAGACAAAUGUCAAACUAUAUUUCAAGAGUCACAACAAGUUGACAAUGUCCGAAUGUUCUAUUAUGGUUAUCUUUCUUGUGAAACUGCUUUUAAAAGUAUCAUUCAAAAACAUUUAGAAGAUCAACAAAGAACCAAUGAAUCUAUAACAUCUUCAACUAUCAAUGGAGUCAAUCAAAAUUAUCUUUCUAAUAUUACCAAUGAAUGGAUUGAUUCCAAACAGCUUACAAUGUCACAUAUAUUAAGUAAUAAGUUGAACACCAUCCAUUCAUCAACAACAUCAUCAUCAUCAUGCUCGUCAUUCCCAUUGGGACAAACUUCAGUCAAUGAUUUCUCUGAAUCUGUAAACUUUAUACCUGACUAUAGUCAUUCACACUAUACAUCUAUUCAAUAUGAACAAUCACAAGAUUCAUUGAUUCAAUUAAAGAAAACUGAAAACUUCAUGUCAAAUCUGAUUUCUCCGAAUAAUUGUAAUGAUGAAACAUCAUUAUCUACAUCAUCAUAUAAUUCAUUAUCAUUAUCAGAAGAGAAUGAUGGAUUAUGGAGACCAUGGUAAUCAAUUUAUGGAACAAUGAUCAACUCUAUUUCUG